This is a messenger RNA of Penaeus monodon (black tiger shrimp), 1100 nucleotides long. RefSeq names its product glycoprotein-N-acetylgalactosamine 3-beta-galactosyltransferase 1-like. Lineage: Eukaryota; Metazoa; Arthropoda; Malacostraca; Decapoda; Penaeidae. The record is from RefSeq and is a predicted model, not a curated record. The transcript has 7 exons. Bases 130 to 984 code for a protein of 284 amino acids. Gene Ontology annotation, molecular function: N-acetylgalactosaminide beta-1,3-galactosyltransferase activity. Gene Ontology annotation, cellular component: membrane.
GACCUCCUGAAGGACGCGAAGGCGCAGCUGCUUAACUCCAAGGAUCUGCAGAAGGCCAUCCGACUCGCGAAGGAGCUGCAGGAGGCCAAGAGGCUGUACAAGGGCGUGAGGAUCCUGUGCUGGGUCCUCAUGUAUCCGAAGGCGCACGAGACCAAGGCAAAACACGUUAAGGAUACCUGGGGGAGGAGGUGCAACAGGCUCGUCUUCAUGAGCACGGAAGAUGACCCGUCCGUGGGCGCCGUGGACGUCGGGAGCCGCGAAGGUUACGCCAAGCUGUGGAACAAGACCCGAAGCGCCGUCAAAUACAUCUACGAGAACCACCUCCGCGAUUUCGAUUGGUUCCUGAAGGCAGAUAGCGAUACAUAUGUGCUGGUGGACAAUUUACGUUAUGUGUUGCAAGAUUACGAUACCAACGACCCAUUGUACUUUGGUCAACAUUACAAAAUUUAUGGGGGAUACAAUACAGGAGGAGCAGGUCACGUAAUGGGCAGGGAGGCAAUUCGGCGAUUUGUAGAACUGGCGAUUCCAAACCAUACCAUCUGUAAGCCAGAGAGGUCGAAGGGGGAGGAUGUAGGCAUGGGCAACUGUCUACAAAAGGUGGGCAUCAAGAUGGGCGACACCCGAGACCAUCUUGGGCAAGGGAGAUUCUGGCAAAGGCAUCCGGCGACGGUUCUAAGCAGACCACUCGACAGGAGGAGGCAUUCGUACUACCCCAUUUCCCAGGGUGACAGCCCACUCGCCUGCUGCUCGGCCACCCUCAUCAGUUUCCACAAAUUAUCGGUCCAAGAACUCUACAUGUUGGACUAUCUUAUCUACAAGAUCCGGGUCUUUGGGCAUAUCCCUCUCUUGCCCCUCAAGCCAGCCCUGCCACCAGACCUUAGCGUCGUUCCGGAAAAGACGAUUCAGAAAUACAGAGAGUAUGAAGCUCGACUGGUUCAGAUAACCGAAGCACCAACCGAGACAGCAGGGAAUGAAGCACUUUAGUAUUUACUAUGAUUGUAGAGGAAUUUAUGAGGAUUUUUCAUUCUUGUUCUGAUGGUUAUUAUUACGAUCAUGUUUGCUAGUGUUUUCUGUUAUCUGUGUGGGUGUUGAUAUCAUGU